Molecule: messenger RNA, 910 nt
Organism: Helianthus annuus (common sunflower)
Lineage: Eukaryota; Viridiplantae; Streptophyta; Magnoliopsida; Asterales; Asteraceae
Exons: 3
Coding region: 431-736 (101 amino acids)
Molecular function (GO): nucleic acid binding; zinc ion binding
Source: RefSeq, a predicted model, not a curated record
CCUAAAAUAUCAUUGCCCGCAAUCGGCAAUUGAUAGAAUACAAGAUGAGUUCUUGCAUCUUCGCCAACAGAAUGAGUCCAUUGAUGAAAUUACCAACAUAUUCUUCGAUAAGUUAAAGUUCUGUGAUGAUUUCGUCAAGUCAGAAAGGAUGAAGAUAAAUCGGUAUUAUGGAAUGUUGAAGGCCGAGUAUAGGGAGUUCAUUACCCCUUCGAAGUGUGAAACUUUAAGCGAACUUAUCAAUUUAGCCCGGGAUAGGGAGAUAGAACUGAAGCGAUAAGUGGAAAGAGGAGAGAAAAGAGUUGCUGAAAAGCCAUCAAAUACGAAUUCAUCCAAGAAGCCUAAGCAGCACGACACUAGAACGAAAGGAGGAUCUAAAGGUAGUAUUCCCCCAUGCAAAACUUGUGGUAAGCUUCACACUGGAGAAUGUUUGAUGGGAAAGAAGGGGUGUUACAACUGUGGUCAAGAGGGACAUCCUUAUUUUAAGUGCCCUAGUCCUGUGAGGACGUGUUUCAAUUGCUUCACUCCUGGUCAUGUAAAAGCUGAAUGUCCAAAGCUUAAACAACAAGGGCAGAAAGAUGAAAAGAAGAAUGAAAAUCAGAAGGCUCGGGGAAGAAUGUUUCAGAUUACUACCGAGGAAGCCAAGGUUUCACCGAAUGUUGUGUCAGGAACGAAAGAAGAAGGAGUUAGUUCCGGAUCACAAACAAAGGCUCAAGAUCGAGGUAAAGCACCCGUAUGAUUAUCAUUGCGUCGCUCGGAUAUGAACACACCUUGAUCACCCGUGAUACGCUUCCGCCCCUUUUGGUAGUAACUUCAAAAGUUAAUAGUUUUUGUAAUGUCUAGUUGUGUUGAAGUCUUUAAACUUUAACUAGUUGUUUGCAAAUAUUUAGUACUUGAAACUCGAUGUUUGAAA